Messenger RNA from Halteromyces radiatus, 822 nucleotides. RefSeq lists its product as uncharacterized. Lineage: Eukaryota; Fungi; Mucoromycota; Mucoromycetes; Mucorales; Cunninghamellaceae. The record is from RefSeq and is a predicted model, not a curated record. Gene Ontology annotation, biological process: actin cytoskeleton organization. The transcript has a single exon. Bases 1 to 822 code for a protein of 273 amino acids. Gene Ontology annotation, molecular function: actin binding.
AUGACCAACCUUUCAUCAUCUAAUACGAACACCAACGAAACAAGAUCUACAUCUUCAGCAUCAGACGACCCAACUAAAAAAAGAAUGACACACUUGACGAUGCGACUAAAGAAUGUCUUUCGGAUCUCUCAUCCACCCUCAAGUGUUUCAACCAGUACGAUAAAACGACCAUUAUCAUGUGUUAUUGAAAGACCUAACGAUGGAUUAUGGGAUGAUGAUCAAAUGAUGGAAAUUGAUAUGGAUGCACCUUCACUUAUCGAUUCGGCUUCGUCUUCCACCGUGUCAGAUGAAGAUAACUCCGCUCAGGGGCUGAUGAUCCUACCCACAGACAUAAAACAAGAUGAGGAUGAUCUUUUUGAAUAUGAACAACAAACACAAUGGGUCAAUACUGCCAAACAUUGGUAUUCCGAUUAUAUUUUCCCUUUUCAUAAAUCUAAUGAAAUCAAUCAUCCUUCACCCUCAUCAUCAUCUUCUUAUCGUGAAGGGAUUUUAAAAACGCCACAACCAGAAGAAGAAGAAGAAGAAUCGAGUUCCAUAUUAGGCAAACGACAAAUGACAUCCAGUCCUUCCUCCAUCACGACUUUUCAUCAUAAUAAUAACAAAAAGAAAAAAAGAAUGCCUGUCAUUCGAUUUGAUAAAAUGGUACAAAUUCAUGCUACUUAUUCACAACAAGAUUAUAAUCGUCAAUCUGAUCCUGAUGCUAUCUGUACUCGAUUAAAUGCUACCUUGGCUCAUCAAAUCAAACAAGAAUUGAAUCUUUUCAAAACUACUGAAAUGCCUAUUCAUGAACAAAGUCGUGUUUAUACUCAUUUUUUCUUUUAA